This is a messenger RNA of Austrofundulus limnaeus, 3992 nucleotides long. RefSeq names its product zinc finger MYM-type protein 4. NCBI's taxonomy places the organism in Eukaryota, Metazoa, Chordata, Actinopteri, Cyprinodontiformes, Rivulidae. The record is from RefSeq and is a predicted model, not a curated record. Gene Ontology annotation, molecular function: zinc ion binding.
UUGUAUUUAUAGUGUUUAUAAAACAAACCCAGGGUGAGUCGCAGGGCUCUUCUGGAUGAAGAACAGCGUCAUUGCCGCUGCUUGACCCGGUGUUCUACCGAAUCGUGUGCACCCCUCACCGGAGGUGGGCGUCUGGAAGCGCGGCGACUGCAGCAUAAUUAAAACAUGGCCGACACGGAGGAAUGUAGACUUAAACGUUUAAAGCACGAGGAGCAGAUGUCCCGGAUGUUCGAUGAAGUGAUGGGGCUCGGGGACUUUGCAGACUCCUCCAGGGGCUCAGCCGCCUCCUCCAAGAGCGGGGGUCAGGCCGAGCUGAAGGGACUAGACGAGUCGUCGGGGCAAAAACUGAUCGAGGAAGACAGCAACGGCAGCCGACGAGAAGAGAAGACGGACGAGACAACGGGAGAGGCGACGGGAGAGACGACCUUUCCUCAGCUCCCAUCCUCCUCUUCAGACCAGCUCUCCCCGUUUAACAUGAAACGGGGAGGAGGCGAAGCGGCGUUUGACGACGCCCUGGACGGUCUUCCUCCGUACGGCCCGGAGGAAGAGGAUGAAGACUGGCACUUCGCUCUGCCGAUGGGCUCCCUGGAGGAUGUGGAUUUGGGGAAGACAAACACGAAAACGACGCAGUUCGGACCUGGGAACAGCGCGUCCCGGGCCGUUCCCUUGGCUUCGAAAGCCGGAGACGACGGCGAAGAAGAGGAGCGGCAGGAGAGGGAAGGGAGCGGGGAGUCUGCCAACACCUCCCACUCAUCGCAGGACAACACACCAGACGACAGCAGAGGAACAGACGUCCCAAACCAGACGGAGGAGACCGAGGACAGCCAGCUGGACAAGACGUCUGAAGCCGCUCCCGUUCCAGAAAGCAAUCCCCCGACGUGCCCCCCCGUAAAUAUUAAAGACGAGCCGAUUGACGAGGGCUACGACGCCGCGCUGCUUCCUCAGAACGCCGCCAAGCAGAUUAAAGAAGAGAUGGAGCAGGAGGAGCUGAGAAUCAGCUCUGUUUUCUCUGUAGGAGGAGCGAACACCUUCACAUCUCCAACCAUCGCGACUGCUAUCCCAGGAUCAACUCAGACGGCCUUUUUUAUCCCGGGCAGAGGAGCGAUCCUGCAGGCCAUGACCCCCCUCUCUGUCAGACCACCACUUCCUGUCGCACCUUCGAUACCCACCCUGACAGCGAUACCACAAAUACGACCUCCACCCCCACCCCCCGUCCCUGGCAGCGUUCGYUGCAGUGGCUGCCUCAAAAUUCUGCUGAAAGGUCAGACGGCGUUCCAGAGAAAAGGUUCGACGCAGCUCUUCUGCUCCACGGUCUGUCUGACGGGCCACCUUCCUGCAGUCGCCAAGGCCCGAGCCUGCUUCCAGUGCUUCAGGGAGAUCACUCAGCCCAGAGACAUGGUCACAAUCCCGGCUGAAAACAACUCCUUCAUGCAUUUUUGCGGCCAAUUCUGUUUGUCCGUGUUUCGACACAAGAAGAAACAAGUCGACAACGUUUCCGAUAAGCUGGCCGACAAACGUCAGGAAAGGAAACCCGAGAAGCCGCCUGAAAAACCGGCGGAGAAUCAGAUCCUCUGCAGCGUCUGCAAGGCCACCAAUAAGCAGAUUGAACACGAGGUCACCCAUCAGGGAAAACUCUUCAAACUCUGCAGCGACAACUGCUUUUUAAGGUGGCGUAACAUGCGCCAGCUGGCCAUGAACUGCUGCGAAGGCUGCGGACUCUACUGCAACAGCAACUCCAGCUCCUGCCAGACGCUCACGGUGGAAAAAACUCAGCUCUACUUCUGCAGCCCCACCUGCGUCGGCACUUAUAAACAGUCUUGCAAAAAGUCGACGGAGUGUGCAAACUGUCACAAGACYAUGAUGGUGUCCUCCACCAUCAUGGAGCGAGACCAGAAGGGCAAAGUUCAGCUGUACUGUUCCUCUGAUUGUGUGGAGCAGACCCGGCCGGUCCAUCACAGCCUCACCGGCACUCCCUUCCCUUGCUCCCUGUGCAAAGUUUCAGCCGUUCCUCAGUAUCAUCUGGCCAUGGUGGACGGCACCAUCAGAAACUUCUGCUCCUACGACUGCGUGUCUACAUUCAGGAAGUCUGAUUACACCUCUCAGCUCGAACUGACCAAUGGCACGUCCUCUCUCAGGGACCCUUCCACCAAAGACGUUCCAAAGCCUGGACCCUCAGCCGGAACCAGCUCAGUCCCUCCUGUUCCUCAGGAUAUCCCGUCUUCAGUCCCAUACUCGGGUCACCAUCCCAGUCAUACCUCAGUGCCCCCGUUAGUGCCUCCAUCUUCGGCCACGUCCUCCCCCACAGUCCCGGCACAAUCCCAGGCCAGAUCGCCCCCGGAUCAGGCCCAGAAACCAUCGGAGGACGGACUCAGCAACACCCCUAAAGUCACCUGCCAUCAGUGCAGCAAACGGUUCAACACUAAGCCCCUGCUGUUGAGUCACCAGGGACACUUCUUUAUAUUCUGCAGUAAACCGUGUUCUGAUCAUUACAAAGUCCAGAAGAACGUCCUUGCUGUGUGCGAGUCCUGCCAACAGGAGAAGGUGCUUUUUGAUACCAUCACCUACAACCAACAGGACCUGUUCUUCUGCAGUGAAAACUGUAAGCUGCGUUUUCGACAAGAACGGUCCUGUCGCCCGUGCACGUUCUGCGCCAGCUUCGGCCAGAAGAUGGUGCUCAGCCACUACGGAGGCAAGACGGAGGAGUUCUGCAAACCCCACUGCAUGUCCCAGUUCACUGUGCUCUACUACGGGAUGGGUCGGUGCGACAGCUGCAGAAAACAGGGCUACAUGGGCGAGAAGCUGCAGUGUUUGGGUUCGGUGCGUAACUUCUGCAACAUGGCCUGCCUGCUGCACUACUGCUACCAGAACUUUGAGACCAGCCAGCACAUGAGCAGCAACGGCACCGGAACCACGCAGAUGCCCUGUGCUCCAACGCAGCCCCACCACCUGACGAAAAUGAAUCCCGUCAUCGCCGACGUCGUCUCUUUAGCAAACGGUUCUGCCGCUCAGCCCAGUGUCUCGGCAGAUACCGCUCUGACUGGAGCUCUUCCAACUUCAAACGUAGACGGCAAGAAUCUUGACCAUGCCAGUACUCAGACCGACGCCAUGCGUGUUCCGGCGCCUCGCCGCCGACAGAUGAAGAACAAGUCCGUUUUGUGCCGACCCUUCACCAUGGACCAGGAGAGCAUGUGCCAGCUGCCCUCGACGCCCUCUGAAUCCGAAGGGUCCAGAUGGAGACGGUCCAGGUGGAGAUGGUCCAGAUGGAGGAUUCUGCUGUGAAAGAAGAAAAUAAAUCUGUUCCUGCAGAAGGCCUGAGAAGUUCUGCUGAAGAUCUGAGAGGUUCUGCUGAAGACCUGAGAGGUUCUGCUGCAGGCCUGAGAAGUUCUGCUGAAGAUCUGAGAGGUUCUGCUGCAGGCCUGAGAAGUUCUGCUGAAGAUCUGAGAGGUUCCGCUGAAGACCUGAGAGGUUCUGCUGAAGACCUGAGAGGUUCUGCUGAAGACCUGAGAGGUUCUGCUGAAGACCUGAGAGGUUCUGCUGCAGGCCUGAGAGGUUCUGCUGAAGACCUGAGAGGUUCUGCUGCAGGCCUGAGAGGUUCUGCUGAAGACCUGAGAGGUUCUGCUGAAGAACUGAGAGGUUCUGCUGAAGACCUGAGAGGUUCUGCUGAAGACUUGAGAGGUUCUGCUGAAGACCUGAGAAGUUCUGCUGAAGACCCGAAGCCUGAGGUCGUCUCUCCCUCAGUCUGUGAGGAUGAGGAGGCUCCUGAAGCAGCUGACCUUCCUCAGACUGGACGCUCGCCUGAGCCUCCGACUGAAAACCCAAACGAGACGAUCGAAACGGGAACCGAUCCUCCUCCCGGCGGCUCGGAUCAGCCUCCGUCUUCACCUCUGAUGGAUCUGGAGGCGGACUUCCCUCAAGAGUCGUUGGAUCUGAAGCCGUUGGUUCAGAAGCGAGGCGUGAAGAGACCCAGAGAUCGAUCCUACAGCCGGAAACGG